UCAAUUGAAAUGGUGAGAUUUCUUCCUUCCGACCAAGUCCUAGUGCGUGUUCCGAACCAUUUCUUGCUACGUACACUUCAGUUGAAUGGCUGGCAAGGUGACUCAAGCAACUUCGUCUACCCUACGCCUGAAACAACGGCAUCCAUAUCUACUCCCAGCUAUGAAGUUUCUUCCAGCCCCCUGACAGGCCAAGCAGACAUUUCAAACACAAGUUAUUCUAAUAAAAAGCUUAAACAAGGCCAGGUUGGUGAUGGGGACGAAUUGACAUUACAACCUGACAAAAUUUUUAUAGAGGCCUCCUCUUCUGUCUCCAGCACUUCCCUUCCCAACAAAGAAGGCCACUUUGUAUCGGCUGUUCCAGGCAAAAGUCAGGCUAUAACAGACAAACUCUCCAUUAAACCAGCAAUAGCUGAAACUUCUGCCUCCCCUUCUCAGUCUUCUGGAUUAACUGGCCGAUUAAUAUCGACUACCCUCCAGCAUCGUGGUGGCGGAGCCCAAGCAGUGGCAAGGGCUCGACGACUUGCUCAGGAAACUGUGACCCUGAGCACCAGCCUGCCGCUGACGGAGGAGAGCAGCAUCUUUUUUCGCUGUGACGAAACACAUUUGGAACUUAUGAAGUCUCUUCAAUAA
This is a messenger RNA of Protopolystoma xenopodis, 630 nucleotides long. NCBI's taxonomy places the organism in Eukaryota, Metazoa, Platyhelminthes, Monogenea, Polystomatidea, Polystomatidae. The record is from the annotation of a GenBank genome assembly.